Oncorhynchus mykiss (rainbow trout) is the source of this 4792-nucleotide messenger RNA. Its product is annotated as forkhead box protein O3-like. The record is from RefSeq and is a predicted model, not a curated record. NCBI's taxonomy places the organism in Eukaryota, Metazoa, Chordata, Actinopteri, Salmoniformes, Salmonidae. Gene Ontology annotation, cellular component: nucleus. Gene Ontology annotation, biological process: regulation of transcription by RNA polymerase II. Gene Ontology annotation, molecular function: RNA polymerase II cis-regulatory region sequence-specific DNA binding; DNA-binding transcription factor activity, RNA polymerase II-specific.
CUUCUUCAACGCUACAAUUUAGUCGCUUGAUGCUCAAACCUCAAUGACUGAUACACACCGAUGUACCAAUGUGGAAGGAAUAGGAUAUGGUAAUAAUCUAAAAAUCUUACGAAAUAAGGGAGGUUAUUAAAGACAUGUAAUGCAUUUAUGACAGGGCGUCUUCGUGGCGUGAGAGAAGGAAGUCACAAACAGAGCAUGCUCCACGAGCCGCCUGCGAGGCUUUUUUCGUCUGGAAUUCUGCGGGUUUAUAAAUGAUUCAUAGAGUGAGCCUAUUUUUAAGCGGUGUAAUUGCGCGCAGUUCGCACAGUCAGCCAGUUUGUUACUAUCAGCUAUGAGUGCGUGUUCUGUUUUCGCGUGAGCGCUUGCGUGUGAGUGAAAGCCGGUCUCCAAUCUGCAGAGGAGACGGAGAGGAGAUUCCAGACGACAGAAACAGUGAGCGUGUGGAAACUUCGUGAGAGACAGUCAAAUUUUAUUGGCUUUAAUCCUGGGGUUUGAUCGAAUAUAUCGUCAAAGCCUGCCAGCCAGUAUAGCCGUUGGACAAGGGAAUCAACUGUUGCUGCAGCAGACCGUUUUCAAAGGGACAUUAGGCUAGUCACAAUUCAUCAAGUCUGUGUUGCUGAAUCUAUACAUGAGUUUGAGAAUGGAUUUUUAACCAUCACCUGGACCUAGUUUAUUUAUUGUGCUGCGCGUUGGAUGCAUGUUGUUUAUGGUCUGUUCUGAUACUGCAUAGAGAAUACAUGCUCUUCCAGAAUGAUCCCACUCCACGCCUCUCCUGGCUUUUUGAUAUUGUUUUAUCAGAUUUUUGUAUCAGACAGUAGCAGUUGCUUGUAGGCAAGAAGGCACAUUUGGGCUAUUUGAACCAUUCCAAAGGCAUUUGGAGGAUUAUAGUGGAUUGUUUCUUUCUCUGUGACCUUGCCUCUCCGGCGUUAAUCCAGACGGAUAGAUGCUGAUGAUGGAGAAGAACGGCAUGGACGCGCAUCAGGUUGGAAUCAAUCAUGAAUACGAGCUGGAGGGCCGGCCUCGGUCAUGCUGGCCGCUGCCGCCGUGUCCUGAGGAUUUCCCACGGGGAGUGGAUGAAGCAAAUCGAGGUCUGCCCCUGGCAUCUAUCAAACUGGAGCAGCUUCAGUACAACGUGCCGACAUGCCGCGGCGGAGCAGCCGAGGGAAGAGGUGGCGCACCCGUAGAGCUCAAACAUCCAUCCGGCGCCCCGGUCCCUAUCGCACCCGGCGCUCCUACAUGCAUGUCGGGGGCUUCCCUCGACGUGGCUGGCCAACUGCGCAAAGCCAAGUCGUCCCGGAGGAACGCGUGGGGAAACCAGUCGUACGCGGACCUCAUCACGCGUGCCAUUGAGAGUGUCCCGGAGAAGAGACUCACUCUGUCGCAGGUUUACGAUUGGAUGGUGCGAUUUGUCCCUUAUUUCAAGGAUAAAGGCGACAGCAAUAGUUCAGCUGGAUGGAAGAACUCCAUCCGCCACAACCUGUCCCUCCACACUCGGUUUGUCCGUGUCCAGAAUGAGGGGACAGGGAAGAGUUCCUGGUGGAUGCUGAACCCAGAGGGAGGGAAGAUGGGGAAGGGACCCCGACGACGCGCCGCCACAAUCGACUGCCCCAACGGCACCAAGUACCUGAAGAGUAAAGGACGGGCCAGGGGUAAGAGGCCUGGAGCCGGAGCUGGCAGUGGAGCUGUUGGUCGGGGCAGGCGGCAGGGUUACGGCCUGGGUCACGGGGCUCGACCGGGGAUGCAUCAGGGGUCUCCGGAGCAUGGUAGUCCUGCAGGGAAGGGGGGAGCAGGGGUGGGAGGAGAGGAGUACGAUGCCUGGACGGAUCUCCACUCCCGGACCUCCUCUUCUGCUUCGACACUUAGUGGCUGCCUUUCUCCCAUCCUGGCCGAGGCUGAGCCAGAUGAACCAGAGGAAGGAGGCCUUUCUUGCUCCACCUCCCCCCGCCUCUAUCCUAGCCCUACCGCAACUCGCUCCCCUGCCCUGGGCACUGGGGGGCACUGCCCAGGAACCUCCUUGGAGCUGCCCCAACUCACUGACCUGACUGGGGCUAUCAGCCUGGAAGAGGGCUACCCCCACCCCCAGAACCACCGACAAACCCAGCCUCGUAAUGGCUACCCCAGCCCCUACGGCACCGGCCCCAAGGGGGAAGGCUCCUACUGCGGCCCCGUCUACGGGCAGCCGCCUCUGGGCAUGCUGCAGCUCCAUGCCCCCAUGCCCAUGCAGACCAUUCAGGAGAACAAGCGAGCCAGCUUCCAGCGCCCCCUGAGGGCCUACUCAGAGAACAAUGCCCUGCAGAGCCUGCUGACCGGAGGGCCUGGAGGUCCUCAGUACUGCAGUAAGGACAUGGUCACACUGGGAGGGCAAGGAGGGGAGUCACACACGCUGCUGACCCAGGUAACCAACGGGGUUCACAGCCACAAUCAGAGUCGCAGCAGCCAUAAUCAUAGCCAUAGCAACCAUAAUCAUAAUAACCACGAGCAUGGACACAAUUCAGGCCCACACAAUGGUCAUGGCUCAGUUCAUGACCAGAACCCCAGCGGUCAUCUUCAGAAUGGCCUCCACAAUCAUGGACAACCCAACCUGGACUAUAACCAUAGCCACAAACAACACCUCAGCCCGGCCACUGACUACAACCAGAGUCACAACCACAAACUGAACACAAGCCAUGACCACACUCACCAGUCCAACCAGGGUCACCUCCACGGUCACCUCCAGGGUGGACCCAGACCUCCAGCCCUCCAGGCUCUUUCUCCCAGAGUCAACACAGACAUCCUGCAGCCCUACAGCCUCAAAACCCCCACCCCAACUCCUAGCCACUAUGGCCCCCUCGCCCCCCACCUCCCCACCCCCAACCCCUCGUCCAUUCCCCCCAACCCUGCCUCUGUUCUCGACAUACCCCAGGACCCCUGCCUCCGCCUGGCCUCCGCCCCGGCACCUCACCCCCACCCUCGCCACCAGCCCUACCCCGGUACCACCUACCACCAGGGUAUAACUAUGACUGACUCCUGGCAUGGCUACUACCACCACACCCUCCACCCCACCCAGAACUACCAGGGCCACCCCCACCACAGCACUCACCACCCCAGCCGCAUGGCUCCAGACCUGGAUGUAAACGUAGACAUUCUCCCCAGCAGCCUAGACUGUGACGUGGAGUCCAUCCACCUCCAUGACUUCAUGGACACAGAGGGGAUGGGGAUGGACUUCAACUUUGACGGCUCCCUGUCUCAAGGAGUGGGCAUGGGCAUGAGCAUAGCCGCUUUCGCCGGAGCGCCGCAGGGACAUCACAGCCAGAACUGGGUGCCUGGGUGAAGGUGAUUGGUCAGGGAAGCCCAAGGACCAAUCAGGACACAGCAGAAAGGCUUUUACCCACAAGGCCGAGCUGCAGAGGUCAGAGGUUAGGGAUCAGGGUCGGAGCGUACCCUUGGACUGACUGAUUGACUGUGAUGCUUAAUGCUCCAAGACAAAAUAACUGAAUGUGUCUUGUCAUGUUGUUUCCUGAGGGUCCCUUUAACUGUACAAUCUGUGUUCUCUCAUUCUUUCUCUUCCUCUCUCUUUGUUCAUUCUAUCCCUUUCUCUCCCCCUCUCUGUGUUCUCUUUCUCAUUCCUUCUACACUCUAGUGGUGCCACAGCACCCUCCCAGCUCUGUGCUAUCCCCCUGGUUCAUGUCCUUCAGUUUGUCUGCUCUACUUUAUCAAUCAUUUCUUGGCCAUCCAUAAGCUCUCAAGCACUUUACAUCCGUUGCUUUCAAAACAGAUGCAGUAUAACAAAGACCAGGGGAAAGUCAGUCUCUGUUGGCUUAAGUUGAAUUUAUGCAAACCCCUUUAUUAUCCAUCUCUUCUUAUAAAAACGAGAGAGGCGGUAUCUUACUUGAGAACAGGAUCAAACAACUGCAUAAAUAAAUGGGUUCAGCAGGUUGAGAUGCGGGUGCUUUUCAGAAUGUUUUGCAUACUGGUUGGAAAGUAGGGAGGUCGGGUGGAUGGAAGGAGGGAUGGAUGCAGGGUAGGAAGAGGAGGUUGGCUGCACCAGGGUCAGUGCAAAUUCUCCUUCCUCAAUGAUGGAGGGAUGAAAAGAGGCAGGGAUAGAGGGAUGGAGGGAUGGAUUGAGGUCAGGAGUUCUCCAUCUCCCUGGUGGUGUCACCCACAAUAGAUAGAUGGAGGAAAAGAGGAUAGAUUGAGGAUAAGGUUGGUUGGUUGUUGUGUGCCCCAGUGUGGUCCAGGAGGACAGCCAUCCAUCAGACAGCCUUCAUCACCAACUAGUUAAGUGAACGAUCUCCUCUUUAAUCUGUUGGAGUAAUGUGAUGGUGAUGCAUCACUAUUGCAAAUUUAAUGUGUUGCUCCCCCCUCCCAUUCACCUCCAUCCGGACACACGCACACGCACACGCACACGCACACGCACACACACACACACACACACACACUCUCUCUCUCUCUCUCUCUCUCUCUCUCUCUCUCUCUCUCUCACCAUUCACCAUUCACCUCCGGACAGACUUUGUCAAGGCUUAAUGUGUUUUGGCCAAAGUGAUGAUUAAGGUCACUGUGCGCUAAAUAGCGGAGGAGGGAGAGAUGGAGGGAUGAGGGAGGAAAGAAUUAAUGCUAAUAUUCCCUCUGUGCCUCUUCCUCUCCAUUUGGUGGAUUUAUGUAGCUUUCCCCAUAAUGAAAUAAGGAGUGAUCAGGUCCUAUCCUCCCUGUAUCCCUUCCUCCCUGCCUCCCAUCCUCCCUGCCUCCCUGCUUCCCAUCCUCCCUUUCUCCCAUCCUCCCUGCCUCCCAUCCUCCCAUCCUCUCUGCCUCCCUG